Molecule: messenger RNA, 7216 nt
Organism: Coregonus sp. 'balchen'
Lineage: Eukaryota; Metazoa; Chordata; Actinopteri; Salmoniformes; Salmonidae
Source: the annotation of a GenBank genome assembly
GGCUACAAGAGGAAAACAGAGGCUGCCAAGAAGGAGUACCUGAAAGCCCUGGCCGCGUACCGAGCCAGUCUGGUUUCCAAGGUAACAGCGGAGGUCACAUCUCUGAUAUACAUGGGUCAGUGGCGAUAAAAGGGAUGAUGAAUUAGAUGGAGAAUUCCUCUCUCAUCCCGGGGGAGGGUCUCCGUGCAGUGCCGCUUGAGGAGGGGGUGUGUGCUCCGAAGAGAACGGUGAAAUUAGGUCCCAAACACACACCUUUAUUUGCCUGUGUUAUGUGCAAAACACGGUGAGGGAGGGAGGGAUGAAAGGUGUGUGUGUUGUCUGUGUGGGAGAGAGUGAGGGUGUAUGCAGAAUGCGUGUGUGUGUUCUUAAGUACUGUAUGUAUGUGUGUGUGCUUGCUUGUGUAUUUGUGUGUGUGUGUGUGUACCUGUGUGUGUUCAUGUGUGUGUGAACGCGUGGGUGUGGGCAUUACCUAGCAUGGUGCCACCUGGUUGUGUCUGUUUUUUUAAAUGAGGAACAAUUGUGUGGGCUGCCUGAGGCUUGCUCACAUCGACAGUUUCUUUGACUAUAUUCUGGGUUGUUGGAGAUGAGAUUUGAUACAGAUGUCGGAUCUUAAUUUGACCCCUUUCGUCACAGGAGGAAAAUAAUCCUGCAAAAGGAGGAUUUGAAUUAAUAUUUAUUUUAGACGCGUUGUUACAGGGUUAAAACAAAAAACAACUAAAAGGUUAACAGUUUAGGCAUUAAUUCAGAAUGGUUAAGGUUAGGGUCGGGCUAUGGUUUGGAGAAGGCUUCAAAAACAAAAAAAACGCCUAUGUAUCAUCAGUAUUCAUAUCAUUCUUAGAGCUUGCUAGAGCAUUGUGAACUACCGUAGCGCAUUGGUCUAAGCAGCAUGCUCUGGUGCCGAGCCUCAAGAGUUCACGACCAGUGCUGGGCGAUCUAGUGACAAGCCUGAGCCUACAUGGCUAUGUUUAGACAGGCAGCCCAAUUCUGAUAACUUUUCCACUAAUUGGUCUUUUGACCAAUCACAUCAGAUCUUUUCACAUCAGAUCUAUUUGAGAUCGGAUUGGUCAAAAGACCAAUUAGUGAGAAAAAAAAACAUCCGAAGAUGUCAAACGAAAGUCUGAUAAUCAGAGAAAAGUGUCUCAGCUCAAUGAAAUCGUCUUUGGAUAGUCUCAAAAGCAUAAACGUCUUAACAGCUUUACGAAAUGAAAUAUUAAAGCCACACAAUACAGGCUUUCAAGGCACACCAAACACCAUAGCCUAACUAAAUUGAGAAAUUAUACAUAACCUAUCUAUAAAACGUGGGCGAGCAUCCACACAGCAGGAAAGUUUAUCGUUCUACAGUACGUCUACAUCUGUCAAUCAACUGAUGGCCCAAAUCAACUCAGCCAGGGAAACACAGUAGCCUAAUAUCAGUUUUACAUUUUAGUAGACGCUCUUAUCCAGAGCGACUUACAGUUAGUGAGCAUACAUUUUUAAAUUUAAUUUUUUCAUACUGGCCCCCCGUGGGAAACAAACCCACAACCCUGGCGUUGCAAGCGUCAUGCUCUACCAACUGAGCUAUACGGGACUAUAUUUUCACACCUUUCAUUAUGUUUCAAUGGAUGGCUAACGGGUAGCAUACAGAAUGUAUUGGAAUAUACUCAAAUAACAAGGGGCCUAUUGCAAACAUCGAUGGCGCUAGAUUAUCGCCAGCUGAUGUCUCGUUAAACCAUCAAUACGCACUAAAUUCACCCGCACAGCUGAUCUCAAUUGCAAUCAUUAUUGGUCAUCUCAUUACCGCUCCCUCAAAGAUGAUGCCGGUGUUACUUAGUCUGUAUGUAGUGUGUGUGUGGGGUGUCAGUGUAAGUAUGUGUGAGUAGAGUCCAGUGUGUGUGCAUAGAGUCAGUGCAAGAGAGCAAAAAAGGGUAAAUGCAGGUAGUCUGGGCAGCCAUUUGAUUAGCUAUUUAGCAGUCUUGUUUAGCAGUCUUAUGGCUUGGGGGUAGAAGCUGUUCAGGGCCCUGUUGGUUCCAGACUUGGUGCACUGGUACCACUUGCCUUGCGGUAGCGAAGAGAACAGUCUAUGGUUUGGGAUGCUGGAGUCUUUGAAAAAAUGUUGGGCCUUCCUCUGACACCGCCUUGUAUAGCGGUCCUGGAUGGUAGGGAGCUCGGCCCCAGUGAUGUAGUGGGCCGUACUCCCCACCCUCUGUAGCGCCUUGCGGUCGGGUGCCUUGCAGUUGCCAUACCAGGCGGUGAUGCAGACAGUCAAGAUGCUCUCAAUGGUGCAGCUGUAGAACUUUUUGAGUAUCUAAUGUACUUCUAACAUCGUUACAUUGCUUCAUCCAAUCAUUGUUCAAACUUUCUUCUUUCCUCUAUAUAUUUAAAUAUCUAAAACUUGAACAUAUAUACUAAUAUUUAGACUUCAGACAACAUCUUGUUUUCCAAACGUUUAAGCUUGUAAAAUUACACUCUAACUAUGAAUCCAAUGUAGUAUAUCAAUCCUGAUAUACAUAUUCAGAACCCGAUUAUAUGCAUAAUACAGGCUUGAAUCAUGAUUCUACUAAUAUUUUUAAUGUGCCAGUCUGAGUGCCAAGCACCUAUUUUCUCAAUUUCCAUGUCUUCACUCCAUUGUUUUCCUUUCACACAAACCCAAAUUGCAUUACCAUGUUAAACACCCUCCUACCGAUCUCCAUGGCCUCCCACUUCCUCCAAGGCUUACAAGCCCAAAACAAGUGCCUUGAUUAAGGCAUGAACAGUUUAUUCAUCAACCUCUUUUUUCCCUGUGAAGGUUUUUUCCCUUUAAUAAAGCCCAUUCUCAUCACUCGUUUACGUAAUUAAAUAUUUAUUUCUGACAAAUCUCGUAUUCAGAGGCUUGAUUGAUGCGUCUGCAGAUUGGCAGGCAUUUAAAAGAAAUUAAAACAGACAGAAACAACUGCAAAUCUACUAUGCAAUCACAACCACUCAGAACAAGACACAUAGUACAUCUAGCCAUUCAAAGGGAGUCCUCUUUAAAUAGUGUGUUUUAAUUGCUGACGAGAGAGUCUUUUCAAAGGAAGUGGGAAUCAAGGAGAGAGGAAUUGAAGGUAAUUGGAAGUCGACAGAGCGUCGUUUUUGGAUGAGUCACGUGCUCCGUGCGUUUGACGUGCACCUGUUGCCAUUUUGUUUGUGACGCACACUGAUAAUCUAUGUUGGUGGGAAAAGUACUCACACACAAAUGGAGCUUGAUGACUACAGUAAAAAGCCCCAAGUUAAUGAGUUUCAUUCAUCCCGAAAGUCAAAGUGGUGUUUUGUGCUUUUCAACCCACCAAGGGACACAUGAAGGGGUAGUUCAACAAAUUACAAAAGUAUAUAUUGGUUGCCUUACCUUGUCCCUUUAAGGUGGGAAUAUCACAUUUCUAGAUGUCAACAAAUAAUAAUCAUAGAAUAGCGAUAUGUUAGUAUAUUGCAGUACAGUAUAGUAUUAUAGUAUGGUAGUAUAGUAUAGAGUAGUAUAGUUCAUUCUUCAUCAUUUAAUUUUCCACUUGACCCUCUCUCUCAUCUUUACUCAUCCAUCCAUCUUUCCAUUGAUUAUUUAUCUGGCUCUUUUCAAUAUAUGUACGCCAUUACCAAAUAGCAGACAGCGAUAGAUCACGUCAACAACUGUGACAGCUAAUGAGAGGGACAUAUUUCAUACCGCAGCAACGUAUACAUAUAUAUUGCCAUUUAAAGUCUAUGAAAGGAUGGAAAGUCGAAUGAAAUAAAGCACCUCAGUGGAUGCGGAUAUAUUCAUAUGCGGAUGCGGAUAUAUCAUUGUAUACCAUACAUGUUUAGUUGUGUAAUGAAUUGGUUAAUAUAUUUGCAUUGACAUAAACUGUAUUUCAACAAUAUCAGUUAGUUGUGCAAUAUAUUAUAUUGUCAUAUCGUCUGAACAUUCCUUUUUCUCCCUCUGUCCACAGACCUACAACGACCUGGUGGUGUUAUAUAGUAAAUAGUGUGUAAUAUAUGUUGGCAAUAUACACUGAGUGUACGAAACAUUAUGGAGUUGCACCCUUCCCUGUCAUCGUGUGUAAAGCUUCCCAGAUGCUGUGCAUUUCUACACUGGAUUUUGAAGUGGACCAUUAACACAAGUGGGAUCAUAGUCUUGACACACUCAACGUGUGCCUUCUACCUUCACCCAAUGGCCCUUCAUUCACACGAAAUGUCUCAGUCUCAUGUCAUGAUGAAGUGCAAGUGGGAUCAAGCUUCACUGAUCAUGGUUGUUAAAGACGGUGUUCAGUGUGUAUGUCAGUAAUGUAUAUUUAUACUGUAUAUUAACUGUCCUUUUUGUCCCUUUUGUCUUCCCCUCUGUCCUCAGACCUACAAUGACCCGGUGGAGACAAAAGGUGCCCAGACGAGCCAGCCUUCCUCGCACAUGAUGCCCCCCAAUCCGCCCCUGUACAGCGUGCCACCCCAGCCCUCCUCCCCCUACAGUCUGGGGCCGGGGGGCUUCCCCCUCUCAGACCUGCAGAGCUACGCGGGAGCGCCGCGUCACGCCCUCUCCCGGACCCUCAGCCAGUCCCAGAUGCUGCCCAGCAUUAGUGCCUCUCCCCCCUCCUCCUUCCAGAUUAGCCCACCUCUGCACCAACAGCUCUCCCUGCACCAGAGCUCCCUCCUCAACCAGCCAAUCCGCAUGCAGCAUGGCCAGUCCCAGCCAAUCAUCUCCCACCAGAUGGGUCUCCAGGCCUCCCUUCACUCACCUCCUCCUGGGCAGCAGGUUAGUGUGACUCGGAGAGUGCCGAUAUCACCAGCAUAUCACAUAUCACUUGUGCACUAAAUUCUAUGGAAUAGUGGACAUGCUUACUUUGUAGUAUAUGCUAGUGUGGACAGUAUAGACCCAAAAAUAUAUAAUAAUAAAACAUACAAAUAAACAUUUACGUUCCUCAGCUUUUCGUCAAGCAUGUAUACAUUCUACCCAGAUUACGUUGAAUAGCAAUCUCUCCCUGCCUCUCUUCAUUCUCCCCUCCUCUCUCUUUUAAAUUCAAAUGCACAGUACAUGUUAUUGGCUCCCUUGAAGGACUAUGUUGCCAAACCAAUUAGCAAUUAAACUAAUCUCAAAUUAAAAUGUAACAGAAUUUGGCAUUCGGACCAUAAGUAAAGAGCAAACCUCUCUCCCUCUCUCUCUACUCCCCUGCUUUUCUCUCUCAUUCUCCCCUCUCCAUAUGGCCAGUAUACGUUGUCAAAAACUGAAAACUAUGGCCUCUCUCUCCCCGUCUCCUAUAGGGAUUCUCCCACCUACAGUCUGAGUACCAGAAAAGUGUUGGUUCCCAGUCCCCGGCGGCCCCCAACCCUGGGGGUAGACAGAGCCACGAUUGGGACAGUGAAUACUGCGAUAGGGAGUGUGGUGGCAACCACUGCAGGUGAGCAGCCCAGACCAGUAUCGGCUUUGUACAGGAAACGAUUGUUAAUUCCAAUACUGUUUAUACCUUAGAAUAGGGCCAGUUUCCCUGACACGGAUUAAAGCUAGCUCAGGACCAAGACAUUAUUUUAAUGGAGAUUUUCCAUUCAGAAUGAUGCUUUAGUCUAGUACUUGGCUUAACCUAUGUCCGAUAAACUCGCAUAGAUAGUAUUAUUUAAUGUUAGCUUAACUGUUCAAAUGAAAGGACUUUGUUGAAUGCCCUUGAAUACACAGUUGUAUUAUUUAAUGCAGGCUCAAAUGUUCAUUCAAAAAUCCCUUUGAGACUACGGCACUUUGUAGGCAUAUAUCUUUGAAUUGACUUUGUACCAUUUCAGUCCUCAAUGUUGGCUCAGCUAUCUACUGCAUAUGAAAGGGCGUUUGAUACGACUCAUGUGCCCCUUGAAAAUUCAACGCUUUAGUACAUAACGCUGGCUUAGUCAACUAAAUAAAAAAUAUUGUUGAUUCUACUGUGUAAACCUUCGAGAGUACACAUAGUUGUACUACUUAAUGUGCUGAAUCAACCUCUGAGGCCUCUAUAUAUCACCUUUGAAUAUAUACUGAACAAAAAUAUAAACGCAACAUGUAAAGUGUUGGUCUCAUGAGCUGAAAUAAAAGAUCCCAGAAAUCUUCCAUACGCACAAAUAUCUUAUUUCUCUCAAAUGUUGUGCACACAUUUGUUUACGUCUCUGAUAGUGAGCAUUUCUACUUUGCCAAGAUAAUCCAUCCACCUGACAGGUGUGGCAUAUCAAGAAGCUGAUUAAACAGCUUGAUCAUUACACAGGUGCACCUUGUGCUGGGGACAAUAAAAGGCCACUCUAAAAUGUGCCGUUUUGUCACACAACACAAUGCCACAGAUGUCUCAAGUUUUGAGGGAGCGUGCAAUUGGCAUGCUGACUGCAGGAAUGUCCACCAGAGCUGUUGCCAGAGAAAUGAAUGUUCACAACUGCAGACCAACCGCAAUUUAUUUAAAUUGACUGAUUUCCUUAUAUGAACUGUAACUCGGUAAAAUCUUUCAAAUUUUUUCAGUAUACUAUUGAAUCAGUAUUACUACUUAAUGCUGAACAUGUAUUAUCCACGUAUUAUACUUUCUCAGUUGUUUCUAUUGAAAUGUCUGUCAAUUUAUUCAGUGUAAAUUUUUCCGCUAUGGCACUGAAUAAUCAUCAAAACUUCUGUUAGGAACAUCUGUUUGGAGUGUACUCCGACAAACACAUGACGAGCUUUAUUACUUUAAGGUUAGUUUUACAGCUGUCCCUACUGUACUUCAAAGGGGAAGCGUUGAAAGAUUUUUUAUCGGCAUGUUUUUUUGGGGAGUAAGUAGUAUCACCUCCCUGAGUCUGUUUUUUUUAUUUCCUAUUCCUUCUCCUCUCACCGUCUCGCUCUCUUCUCGUUUUCAGUGGCAGCAUGAUAGCCAGGGACAAGCCACUCUACCUCACUUGAAGCCGGAGGCCGCCAUCAACAAGAAAAGACACCAGGGAGUCAGCCCUCAACAUCCCCACCCCACACACAGCACCUACCCGACCCAUCCACCCCAACCCACGCCUACCACCACCAACCACAACCUUUUUUUUGUCAAUGUAAUUUGGGGUUUUUAGAAGGAUUUGUGCAAUUCUGACGACUACUAGCGAUCCCUCUCCUUUUUAAUUUUUUCGCAAAGCACUUACAAAUAUCCAGGCAUAUUUCUUUUCGCGCCGGAUUCUAGAGCACUCAUCUUUGUCUCAGAGUAAAAAAGUGAACUACCAUGAAAAUAGUCCCCCUCAGGGACUAAACUGAGCUUUAAUUAGAAUAAGAAGAGCAAAAAGCCUUCUUCUUCUCCUUCUUCUUCUCCUU